AUUAUUAACACUUUGUAUCACAAAAUAUCAAGGGUUUGAUCGAUCACACAGACACGCUACUGAAUCUCCACCCUGCUCUCUCGAAUAUCUACCGAUAAUAAAAUCAUAAAAGAUGGAGAAAGGGAAAGGAGUGAUGGGAAGUCGGAAAUGGGCGGUGGAUUUCACGGACAAUUCAUCCGCGCCUUCCGCUCGUGACAUCCCCGACCCUCCUGGCUUCACUCGUGUCCCUCAUGAUCAAGAUGAUUCUACUCUUAGUCGCCAAAAGAAAGACGCCGAAGCAAAUUGGAAGUCGCAAAAAGCAUGGGAGGUCGCUCAAGCGCCUUUCAAGAAUUUACUAAUGAUGGGGUUUAUGAUGUGGAUGGCUGGAAACACCGUGCACUUGUUUAGCAUUGGUAUAACGUUUUCAGCUCUUUGGCAACCGUUAAGUGCCCUUCAAGGAGUCGGUAAGGUUUUUGAGCCUUACAAGGAUAGUAAAGUUGACCUUAAUGCUCCUAAGUUGCUUUAUAUUGCGUUGAAUUUGGGGGGUAUGAUGCUCGGUGUUUGGAAGCUAAACACUUUGGGUCUUCUUCCGACGCAUGCUUCUGACUGGGUUUCAUCUUUACCGCCUGCCCAUGAGGUUGAAUAUUCGGGUGGAGGUAUUGCUUUACACUAAGAUCCAUUUUGCCAGCUUUUGAUUCAGUGUAUUUUAAGUUAUUAUAUUGUGAAAGAGAACCAAAGUGGGGUUUUCUUGUAGUAUGACUUUGUUUCACUAUGCAUUAUUUUUCAAUAGAAACGAAUGAAUUGACAUCAUUAUUCAGUUUUGUUAUACCGGAGAUAGUGAAAAUGUGUUAUUGAUCUGGGUUUUCUUA
Messenger RNA from Erigeron canadensis, 848 nucleotides. RefSeq names its product ER membrane protein complex subunit 4-like. The coding region runs from base 113 to 652 and encodes 179 amino acids. Gene Ontology annotation, biological process: protein folding in endoplasmic reticulum. NCBI's taxonomy places the organism in Eukaryota, Viridiplantae, Streptophyta, Magnoliopsida, Asterales, Asteraceae. The record is from RefSeq and is a predicted model, not a curated record. The transcript is spliced from 2 exons. Gene Ontology annotation, cellular component: EMC complex.